Aspergillus caelatus is the source of this 1349-nucleotide messenger RNA. Its product is annotated as triose-phosphate isomerase. Lineage: Eukaryota; Fungi; Ascomycota; Eurotiomycetes; Eurotiales; Aspergillaceae. The coding region runs from base 300 to 1157 and encodes 285 amino acids. The transcript has a single exon. The record is from RefSeq and is a predicted model, not a curated record. Gene Ontology annotation, molecular function: triose-phosphate isomerase activity. Gene Ontology annotation, biological process: gluconeogenesis; glyceraldehyde-3-phosphate biosynthetic process; glycerol catabolic process. Gene Ontology annotation, cellular component: cytosol.
UAUCUUCGUGUUUCGGAGAUUUGUUCCACUUCCGCCCAACAAAUAUACUCGUACUUUUGGUUCCCCGUCUACAGGAACGACACUCUUUCCGUGUCGCCUAAAGUGGAGCUCUAGCGUCGCGACGGUUAUCUCAGGAAUCACACCAGAGUGGUCCUCUAUAUCCAACCCUCCAAAGAAUUACGAGUCGCCCACCCCAGCGUUGUGUGGGAAAGCAAAACUAGCGGCUCACAACCGACCAGGAUUUCCAGUGAACCUUAGAAGGAAAGCGAAAGAAAAAAGAAAACCAUAUUCAGAACAAGAUGGCCUCCACGGAGCAAACAUACCCGGUGCUACCCAGCACCUUACUCAUCAUCUCCCUAAAGAUGUACUUUACACCCACCCGAACACUAGAUUAUCUCCGUGCCCUCCUCGACCCCAAAAAUGACAUUGUCCGGCCAGAGAACCGCUCCAAGCUGCUGUUGGCCUUGAUCCCCGACUUCCUAACCAUCUACCCCAGCAGCGAGAUCAUCAAAAACUAUGAAUCCAGCCUAGCCCCUCAGGAGGCCAAGACUCUACCACCCCCGUUCCUCCUGGGCGCCCAGGACUGCUUCUGGGAACCGCUGGGCGCCUACACCGGGGAAGUAUCCCCACUCGCCCUCCGCUCCAUGGGUGUCUCCAUCGUCGAACUAGGCCACGCUGAGCGCCGCUCCAUCUUCGGCGAAACAGACGACCAGACAGGCCGCAAGGCCGCCGCGGCCUCCGCGCACGGUAUGGUUCCGCUCGUCUGCAUUGGCGAGGUCACAGCGCCAGGCCCUGUAGCGUCCCAGGCCGUCGGGCUCGCCGUACGCGAGUGCGAGGUGCAAGUCCGCGCAGUCCUGAAGGCCAUCCCCGCCCAUGCGCCUGUGAUCUUCGCCUAUGAGCCUGUGUGGGCGAUAGGGAAACCAAAACCGGCUGGAGUCGAUCACAUUUCUGCCGUUGUGGACGGUAUCAAGGCGGUGAUUGGGGAGCGGCCUGGUGACGUCCGUAUUUUGUAUGGGGGAAGUGCCGGGCCGGGCCUGUGGGGCGCGGGCGGUCUGGGGAAAGCCGUUGACGGCAUGUUUCUGGGGAGAUUCGCCCAUGAGAUCGACGGUGUGCGGAAGGUGGUCAGGGAAGUUGAGGAGACGUUGAACGUUGCUUGAAAUCUUUUUUUUCUUUCCUUCUUUCUUCAUUCCCCCUUCAUAGUAAUGCGUUUUCGUUAUAUGAAUUGCAUAUGCAUAUCAUAGAGGGACGAAAAUCAUGGUUCUGCGGUCGGGUGACGCAGUAUACGAGCUUGGAUUGUUUGGCCAUUUUAUUACCCCUGCUCUCUUCUAUUAAUUUUACCUUGUCCCUUG